AUGGAGCCUGCUAUCAAAGACUUUCACCAUCCAUACAGACCCUAUGAUAUCCAAUCUGAGCUGAUGAAUGUCGUAUACGAAUGCAUUGCUGAAGGAAAAGUUGGCAUUCUGGAAUCUCCCACAGAGAACGACGAACCCAAUUGGGUAGUUGAGCACGCUCAGGCUCACAGAAGGAACGCUCUGAUUGAACAGAAGUCAAAGCUCGAGGCACAUCUGAGACAAGUUCGGGCCAAGGAGCUCCAGCAAAAGCAGAGCUAUGAGAGCGGCGAGCCUAAAGCCAAGCGCACAAAAGCCGACGAGGCUCAAGCCACUUCAGAUGCUGAAGACGACGAACGUUUCGAGCUCGACGAGUACAACAGCGAAGACGAGAACCCAAAAGCCAAGACUUCAUAUCAUCCUUCCACAGAUCCAGGUCUCUCCUCGGCAAGCUUGCAGUUGAUGGAAAAAUUAGGCUUAAUUGUCAAGCCUUCAGAGAAAGAGGAUCUAUUGCCGACAGACGAUGUCAAGAUUUACUUCUGUUCAAGAACGCACUCGCAAUUAGCACAAUUCGUCCGAGAACUGCGGCGCGUUAAUCUUCCGGAGGUAUCCUGGGCAGCGGAAAUGGAUGCUUCCGACCCAGAGGACAAAGUGGUAGUCAAGCAUCUUCCCCUAGGAUCCAGGAAGAACCUUUGCAUCAACCCAAAGGUCUCUCGGCUUGGUAGUGCACCUGCUAUCAAUGAACGCUGCCUGGAGUUGCAACAAUCUGACACUUCCAAAGAUCACAAAUGCCCGUUCAUCCCAAACAAGGAGAAUGAGACACUGGUGAACGACUUUCGAGAUCACACCCUUGCGAAAAUCAGAGACAUUGAGGAUCUGGGACAGCUUGGCAAGAAGAUAGGCAUAUGCCCCUAUUAUGCCUCAAGAGCAACAAUCAAACCUAGCGAGAUCGUCACACUGCCGUAUCCUUUACUAUUGCAAAAGUCAGCCAGAGAAGCUCUGGAUAUCUCCUUAAAAGGCCACGUGAUCAUCAUUGACGAAGCGCACAAUCUCAUGGACACCAUAUCAAGCAUACAUUCCAUCACUGUGACCCAAGACCAAUUAAAGCGAUGCAGAUCUCAACUAGGCGUUUACCUCCAGAAGUUUCGCAACAGAUUGAAAGGCAAGAACAGAGUCUAUGUUGCCCAAGUGGUCCGCUUGAUCGAUUCGGUAUCAGGCUUUCUUGAGACUAGGAUUACUGAAAAGCAAUCCUCAGAGGGGAUCGUCGAUGUUGGUCAUCUGAUGGCCGGCAAAGGAGUGGACCAAAUCAAUCUCUACAAGCUUAUGCGUUAUUUUCAAGAAAGCAAGCUCGCUCGGAAAGUGGAAAAUUAUACCAUCCACACCGAAGAGCAAGAGUCGAAAGCCAAGUCUAGAAUGGAGCGCGAAGCCCAUGUCUCAACCACGCCGGUAUUGACCCAUGUCCAGUCUUUCCUCCAGACUCUGACAAACCCAGCUGCUGAGGGUCGGUUUUUCUAUGAAAAGGAUGGGAAUAAUGAUGUGUCUCUCAAAUACAUGCUCUUGGAUCCGACGCAUCACUUUAAAGAGAUUGUUGAAGAUGCAAGAGCAGUUAUACUAGCUGGAGGGACGAUGUCACCUGUAAAACUCCCCCAUCUCGAUCUUCUCUCUGAGUAUUCGCUAAAGAUUCUUCAGAUGGAUGAUUACACCCGCCAUCUUUUUGCAUACGUUGAUCCUGGUCGCCUGAAAACCUUCAGCUGCGGGCACAUAAUUCCAAAGGAGAACCUCAUUGCGCUCCCGGUAGCCAAGGGACCAGGUGGUAUAGAUUUCGAUUUUACUUACGACAAGCGCAACUCUCUCGCGAUGAUCGAGGCUUUCGGAAAAUGUCUACUCCAGCUCUCAAACAUCAUCCCUGACGGCUUAGUCGUCUUCUUCCCAAGCUAUGCCUACCUCGAACAAGUGGUACUCCGCUGGCAAAUGAAGAGUAGCGGAGCAGUAAACUCUAUCUGGGACCGCUUAAUGGAGAGGAAGCCCAUUUUCCGAGAAUCCAAAGCCGCCACCGGUAUCGAUGACGUCCUCGGCCGAUACUCCCAAGCCAUCUCCACCGGCCACGGCGGCCUCCUCCUCUCCGUCAUCGGCGGCAAGAUGUCCGAAGGCAUCAACUUCUCCGACGCCCUCGGGCGUGGCGUCGUAGUUGUUGGCCUCCCCUUCCCCAACAUCCAGAGCGCCCAAUGGAAAGCCAAGCUGGAGUACAUCGAACAAAGCACGACGACACGAACGGGUAGUCGGGAUGAGGGAAAGGCUGCCGCUAGAGAGUUCUACGAGAACGCGUGCAUGAGGGCGGUAAACCAGAGCAUUGGGAGGGCUAUCAGACAUAGAGGAGACUUUGCGAGUAUUCUACUCCUGGAUCGGCGGUAUAGGACACCGAGGAUCGAGGGCAAGCUACCGGCAUGGAUUCGGCAGGGUAUCGUUAAGGGUGGAGAAGACGGUCUUGGGCAGGUGCUCGAGAGUUUGAGGAUGUUCUUCAAGGGCAAGAAGAGUGUCUAA
This is a messenger RNA of Letharia columbiana, 2517 nucleotides long. RefSeq lists its product as uncharacterized. Gene Ontology annotation, molecular function: ATP binding; DNA helicase activity; hydrolase activity, acting on acid anhydrides, in phosphorus-containing anhydrides. The record is from RefSeq and is a predicted model, not a curated record. The transcript has 5 exons. NCBI's taxonomy places the organism in Eukaryota, Fungi, Ascomycota, Lecanoromycetes, Lecanorales, Parmeliaceae. Gene Ontology annotation, cellular component: nucleus. The coding region runs from base 1 to 2517 and encodes 838 amino acids. Gene Ontology annotation, biological process: establishment of sister chromatid cohesion; nucleobase-containing compound metabolic process.